GUUGUUAAAAUUAUUAUGGGCUUUCCAUGCAGUCAAGAAAAGAUCAGACCAGAAAAGGAGCUUCAAAAAGCUGCAUCAAAGAUUUCGCAGUUGAAGCUUCAAAUUCGUGAAGCUUUCCACCAGCUGCAUACCUUGUUAUUAGAGGGAGUUCUUGAAGAAGCUGCAUUUGAUUCACAGGGUCAAGUGAAUAGUGAGGAUAUUUUCUGUGCAAAGUGUAGGUCAAAAGACUUGUUUCCAGAUAAUGACAUUGUCCUUUGUGACGGGGCGUGUGAUUGUGGGUUUCAUCAGAAAUGCCUUGAGCCUCCUCUGGCAACUGAAGACAUUCCUCCUGGUGAUGAAGGUUGGCUCUGCCCAGGGUGUGACUGCAAACUUGAUUGUUUAGAUUUAGUCAAUGAUUACCUGGGCACAGAAUUUGAACUUGAGGAUAGUUGGGAGAAAAUUUUUGCCGACACAGCUGCCAUUGUAGCUGGAGAUGAGGUACCCCUUGACUUAGAGGACAUGCCAUCUGAUGACACAGAAGAUGAUGAUUAUGAUGCUGAUGCUCUGGAAUUACCUGAUGAUAGACAGCAGGAGGGCUCAAGAUCUGAAGAGAGUUUUGGCACAAAUGAUACUAGCAACUCAAGUGAUUCAAGCAGUGAUGAUGAAGGUUAUGAAAGUGGUGAAGGUUCUGAAAGUGAUGAGGCCUCUCAAUCCUCCUUAGAAGGUGACUCAGAGAAUUUCAGUGAGCACUUGGUGGGCUCAAGAAAGAAAAAGUUUAAAAUGGCCAGGGACAAGAAUGCUCAGGAAAUUUCUGAACUGCCCAAAAUUUCGGAUGUAGACGAGAAAGAUGAUAUUACUUCACCUGUCUCAGGGAAAAGGCAUCGUCGAGAAGUUGACUAUAAGAAGCUUCAUGAUGAGUUGUAUGGAAUUGAUGCUUCUGAUAAAAGUAUGAGUGAAGAUGACGAGGAAUGGGGAGUUGGAAAGCGGUCAAAGAAAGGAAGUUUGGCAAAUAUGGAGCAAGGCACUUCUAGUAUGUCAAAAGGAAAGCAGCUUGGUAAUAUAUCAGCAUCAAAGAAAAAAGUGAAGGCACUUGAUGUGAAGGCUCCAGAAGAUAACAAUAGAUCAAAUUCAACAUUGUUCAAAAAAGGAAAAAGUGAGAAAGAAAAUGGAGGAAGUGCAGUGGCACAGGAAAUAAAGCAUAUUGAGCAGGAGUUUAAUGCAGAAAUUCCACCAUUAGAUGCCAAAUUUCUUACAAAAGAAAAUGCUGCCAGGCAACAGCAGCGUGAGAAUUCUCCAGCAUCAGCCAACCAAAAUACAUCUUCUAGGGUGCUUACUUCUGCAGUUGAGAGGAUAGGUGAAGUAAGUCAGGAGUGGGGCCCGCUAGAUAAGGAUUGGACUAAAGUCAAUUUUGAUGGCGCUUCUAGGGGAAAUCCCGAGGUCUCUGGUGCUGGAUUCAUAGCCCGGGAUGAUUGUGGCAACAUUCUAGCCAUUGGAGCUAAAAGAUUGGUGGAUGGGUCGAACAAUGAUGCUGAGUGUCAAGCGGCUUUAGAAGCCAUCCUAAUGGCUAAGAAAUUGGGAGUGAAGAAACUCCACCCGGAGGGAGACUCUCAGAUUGUCGUGAACGGGAUAGCUAUGUUGUCGGGUAAUUAA
Messenger RNA from Cryptomeria japonica (Japanese cedar), 1629 nucleotides. Its product is annotated as homeobox protein HAT3.1-like. The coding region runs from base 16 to 1629 and encodes 537 amino acids. Gene Ontology annotation, molecular function: chromatin binding; RNA-DNA hybrid ribonuclease activity; DNA binding. Gene Ontology annotation, biological process: chromatin organization; regulation of DNA-templated transcription. The record is from RefSeq and is a predicted model, not a curated record. Gene Ontology annotation, cellular component: nucleus. The transcript is spliced from 6 exons. NCBI's taxonomy places the organism in Eukaryota, Viridiplantae, Streptophyta, Pinopsida, Cupressales, Cupressaceae.